This is a messenger RNA of Caenorhabditis remanei, 1170 nucleotides long. RefSeq lists its product as uncharacterized. Lineage: Eukaryota; Metazoa; Nematoda; Chromadorea; Rhabditida; Rhabditidae. Bases 1 to 1170 code for a protein of 389 amino acids. The record is from RefSeq and is a predicted model, not a curated record. Gene Ontology annotation, cellular component: membrane. Gene Ontology annotation, molecular function: N-acetylgalactosaminide beta-1,3-galactosyltransferase activity. The transcript has 8 exons.
AUGGCAAACUGGCCACGAAUUUCUCCUCUUGCCUACGUGGCUCUCGGUGUUCUUCUUGGCUUGACUUUGUCAAUCAUAACUCAAUCGGGAAACUCAGCCUACGAUGCAGCAUCUCGGAUAGCAAUCAUCAGGGCGAACCGAAAUGAUCCACAACUAGAAGAGCAUGAUCAUGCACAUGGAAAUGAUCCACACGGAGAUGAAGAAGUAGACGACAAUCAUGCGGACUUCGCUCCAGUUCAAUUCCAUUCGAACGAUUCAUCACACAGUCAUGAUGGUGAAAGCAUAAUUGCUGAUGAAAUAUCGAAGAAGGUUCGAGUUUUCUGUUGGAUUCUCACGGGUAAACAGAAUCAUGAGAAACGAGCAAAACACGUGAAAGCCACGUGGGCUAAACGGUGCAAUAAAUAUGUAUUCAUGUCAUCUGAAGAAGACGCCGAACUUCCAGCCAUCAAUUUGAAUGUUUCUGAGGGAAGAGAUUACCUUUGGGCAAAAACGAAAGGAGCAUUCAAAUACAUUUAUGAUCACCAUUUGAAUGAUUUCGAUUGGUUUUUGAAGGCUGACGAUGAUACAUAUGUAGUUAUGGAGAACUUGAGAUUCAUGCUAUUAGCUCAUUCUCCGGAUGAGCCAAUUCAUUUUGGAUGCAAGUUUAAACCAUUCACAAAAGGAGGUUAUCAUAGUGGAGGAGCUGGUUAUGUUUUGAGUAGAGAGGCACUCAAGAAAUUCAUUGAAGUGGCACUUCCCGACAAGUCUUUAUGCUCUCAAAAUCAUGGAGGAGCAGAAGAUGCAGAAAUGGGAAAAUGUUUGGAGAAGGUUGGAGUGAAAGCUGGAGAUUCGAGAGAUGCUGAUGGACAUCAUAGAUUCAUGCCUUUCGUUCCGGAACAUCAUCUCUCUCCUGGCCACGUGGAUCCAAAAUUCUGGUUCUGGCAGUACACAUACUAUCCGAUGGAUCAAGGACCGACAUGCUGCUCAGAUUAUGCCGUCUCUUUCCACUACGUCAGCCCGAACUUGAUGUAUGUUCUCGAGUAUCUCAUCUAUCAUUUGAAGCCAUUUGGUAUCGAUCGUGCAAUUCGUAUUCCAAAGAAUGAUACAAUUAUCCAUACAGCAUAUUCGAUCUCUCGUUCUGAACGUGGUCAAGAUGAUGCUUUCCUAGAGAGACCCGAAGUUCCUCUGUAA